GUAGUUUACUUCACCGUCUUCAAGCCCAAUGAUCCUAAGAUCUCCGUCAACGCUAUCCAGUUGCCGUCGUUCUCGGUCACCAACGACACCGUCAAUUUCAAAAUUUCCCUAUACGUCACCGUGAAAAACCUCAACAGAGCCGCAUUUUCUCACUACGGCAGCACAGUCCAGCUCUUGCAUUCGGGUUCUCAGAUGGGUUUCAUGUUCAUACCCGCCGGCAAGAUACAGGCGGGUGAGACCCAGUACAUGGCGGCCACUUUUUCUGUCCAGUCAUUCCCAUUGGCGCCUAAAGCGGUGGCGGAGACAACCACUGUUUCAGGCCGCAUUGGUCUUCCCGAUGGGUUUAACGGUUUCCCCAAUAAUGCGCAUCCGGCCAGAGCCACGAUGGAGAUUGACUCGAGGAUGAAGAUGGGGGGUCGGGUUGGGGUAUUGCACUUCUUCACACAUCAUGUGGAAGCUAAAUCCGUGUGCAGAGUGGUCAUUGCUGUGAGUGAUGGGUCUGUGUUACGCUUCCAUUGUUAAUUCUUUAUCUCUAACCUUAUUGUAUACUUGUAGUUGCAGCUCUUAGUAUUUUCAUUCUCUCAGUUUAUGGAGGAUUUGCAAUUCGUUGAAGAAAGUGUGAAGAUUGGAAUUUUUUCUCCCGUUUCCCCUCAUUUUCAAGUAAGAUCCUCCACUAAAACCUCAAGAAAUCCAUCAUUUUAUUCUUUUCUCAACUCUUUUUUAUAAAAAUAAUACUUAAGAAAUCCAUCAUGUUUGGAGGAUUUGGUGAUUUGGGUGAGCUAUCAAAUUUGCAUGACCAAUUUGGAGUAAAGAAAAUUUUCUCCAUUUCCCUUCAUGUUGAAGCAAGCUCUUCCUCCAGUCAUCUUCUUUUUGAAAUUUUUAGCAAAUAAUAAGUUAUGUUCUUUUCAUCUGGGUCUCAUCAAUUCAAGCGUGUUGUGAGCGUGUGAUUGUGAAAGGAACCAAUGAAAAAGGAAAGUAGGGAAGAAGGCUACUGAAAAAGGGAAGGCUUUGCUUCCUUGCUUUGUGUGUAAUUAAUUAGAGAGUAAGUAAAGGUUGAUGCUUUGU
Rubroshorea leprosula is the source of this 1065-nucleotide messenger RNA. Lineage: Eukaryota; Viridiplantae; Streptophyta; Magnoliopsida; Malvales; Dipterocarpaceae. The record is from the annotation of a GenBank genome assembly.